AUUUGGGUUUGUGGUGUGGGUUUAUUAGGGAGUUUAUUGAGUGGAAUUGUGGGUGUUUCCAGCUAUAUUGCUCAGGUGUUAUUGACGGUUCUAAUUCGUUACUCAUGCAAGCCAGAAUAACUAAAGCAAUGGUAGCAGGAUACCUAGUAUACUAUUCAAACUCAUUUUAUAGACGACCUAAACACAUUUUCGUAUCCACAGAUCAGCGAGCUGCUUGGAAAUUGUUUUACGCACACUAAAUACCUGCACAUCGAUAUCGUAUCGUUAACGAAAAAAACAAGAUGAAUUCGUACACCGUACGUUCGUUAUCACAGACACACAUACGGAGCGUGGUUGCUACCGUACGCAGCUGCACGGAAUCGGCUUAUGUUGUGUCGAUGGGCAAAUAAAAUAGGCUCCAUAACGAUCCGCGCCAACCAGUGUUGUAGUGCAAUUCAGGCCGCCAAGAGACGAGUGACGAUACGAGGAACGAAUUCAGAGGCGAGAAAAAAGCUGUUUGAACACCGGAACAACCGAACGAACGAAAUGCGGUCCAUUAGUGCCGUCUGCCUGGCGCUGGUAGUGGUCAUCCUGAUGCUUGCAGUAGGCUCGUCACACGGUCACGGUCCCGGUAGUAGAGGCGGUGGACGAGGCGCCGAAAGGGAGCAUUGCAUGUGCGGCCGGAUAUAUAAGCCCGUCUGUGGUAGCGAUCUUAAGACGUACGCCAACCAGUGCCUGCUGGACUGCUACGCGGAGAUGGCAGAAGGGAAGCAGAUUGGCCUAACGUUCCUGCGCGAAGGACGGUGCAAAGAUGGCGAGAAGACAAAAAAGGGAGGUAAAUAGGGAGAACCGUUCAUGACCAGCAGUAGCAGCCGCUGGGUCAUUUGAAAAUUAGUUCUUAAGACGCGACAGUGUAAGUUUUCCAUCAUCGGGGUUUGAAUUGGUUCAAUAAAGUGCCUCAAGGCUACCGUGUA
Molecule: messenger RNA, 953 nt
Organism: Anopheles darlingi
Lineage: Eukaryota; Metazoa; Arthropoda; Insecta; Diptera; Culicidae
Exons: 1
Coding region: 367-822 (151 amino acids)
Molecular function (GO): protein binding
Source: RefSeq, a predicted model, not a curated record